Molecule: messenger RNA, 1968 nt
Organism: Eutrema salsugineum
Lineage: Eukaryota; Viridiplantae; Streptophyta; Magnoliopsida; Brassicales; Brassicaceae
Exons: 5
Coding region: 930-1751 (273 amino acids)
Source: RefSeq, a predicted model, not a curated record
ACCCACUCUCAUUCGCCGGUAUCCUUUGAAUCGAUCCCUCGACUCUCUUUCUCUUUCGCAGCCGCAGACUCGUAAGAACCCUAAUUCACCUUUCACUUUCUCCGGCGAUCUUUCCUCAAACCAUGGCGGCGAAUACUGUUCCUGUGAAGAUGUUUUGGAACGCAGAGUUCAUGCCAUCGACUGCGACAGACGAAGGGCUCGUUCCCAAGCUGAACGCGGCGCUGAAGAGACAGGAUGAGAGGUAUUUCCUCAAUGAGAUCUUCGUCUGCGCCAGCGAAAAUUCGCGUCAAGCUUGACGCGAAGAGAAGAGGCAAGAUUGCUACACCAGAGUGUCCCAUGACCUUCAUGGAAGUUCCAGUAAUCAAUGCGAGGAGGAGUCCCGAUCAGUCAAGUUCUGAAGCUGCGGACUUGAGAGUGGCCGCAGAGGUUUGGUUUCACGCUAUUGGCCAAAGAGGUUCGGUGAUGUUAGUCGUAGCCUCUGGUGACCUUUUUUCGUCAACCAAUGAUCUAGCAAGUGAAGGCUACACCAUCCUGUCAGCUGUUGAGGAUGAAGCUGCAACGGUGGGUAAUGCAUCGAGUGUCUGUUGGUUGUGGGAAGGGAUGCAGCAAGGGGCUGCUCCAUUAAGGACUCGUCAAAUGCCUAGCCGCGCUUAGCUUUUAGCUUAAUCUGCUGUAACCCUUUAGUCAGUGUUAGUGUUGUUUAUUUUUCUGAAUGUUGCCUCCAACUUUUUUAGAGUUGUGUGUUUGAAUCUUCAUUGAGACUAUCGAUCGAUCAGUUCUAAAUAAUUUGUUAUCUACUUGCUCUUGUUUGAUUGAUGAAAGCCUCAUCUUAUUUGAUUGAUCGUCUGCGCUAUGAGUUAUUAUUACUUGCCUACUUUUAGAUUAGUGUUUUGAGAUAGAAGCAUCAGGACAACAACAAAAUCCUCGUGAUGCUGUUCUCAUUCCUCGGCGCUGGAUUCUCAGGCAGGACACCAAUUCGGCUCCCAGUAUGUAGCUGCAUGAUUUUCUUGCGUCUCACUAAUGGCGCAAAGCUUCUGAUUAAGAAAUGGAUUGAGAAACUUCAAGACCAACCUCAGUCGAAAGCAAAUGAUCAGCCUGCUUUUAACUGGGCACUUAACAAAACAGCUCAUCAGAUCGCAGUCGCAGGUAUAAUAAAUCUCCUCCUUAGCGACCGAUCGACGCUCAGGAUCGACCAAACCCUAUUUCAUCCCACACCUUUUUCAUUUUCUACGAUCUUUCCCGAAACCAUGACCGAGAGCAUGAGGUCAACUGCGAAGGACGAGGAACUUGUAUCCAAGCUCAAUGCUGCUCUGAAGAAGCACGACAAGAAGUUCUUUCUGAGUGAAAUCCUAGUAUGCGCUAAAGAGGAUGAGAUCGACGCAAGGAGAAGAAGCAAGAUCGCGACGCCGGAAUGUCCAGUCACGUACAUCAAGCCCCCUGAUACUCAGCUGAUAUGCGAUGGAUGUCACGAUGAGUUCCGACCAAGCUUUGCUGCGGAUAAAGAAUUGUUGAUAAAAUUUCUGAGGCACGCUCAUGAACAUCCAGGUUCUGUUAUCUUAACCGUCGUAGCCUCUGAUAGUAGUUUUUCUUGGUCGAUUGGGGACUUGGUGAGUGAUGGCUUCACAGUACUGUCUGCGGUAAAGGAGAGAGCUUCAAGGGUAGCCUAUGCAUCUAGUGUAGUUUGGCUUUGGGAAGGGAUGCAACAAGAGGAUGCUCCAUUUGUGACUCGUCAGAUGCGUACGCGCACUUAGCUUUAGAGAAAAGUCGUUUGUUUGUUUGUUUGUUUGUUCUCAUCUCUCAAUGUUUGUGUCUUAACUUAGCUUAAAAUCUGUUUUAACCGUCAAUGUUUGUGUUGUAACUUCUAGAGUUGUGAAUCUUCAUGGAGUCUAGUCUAUUGAUCCAUCAAUUUCCAAAUAAUUUGUUUCUACUUCCUCUUAUUUGCCUCAGUAACCAAGAAUAAAAACAAAA